CAUCGAGCGACAGACGGUCUACCGCCGCGAGGCCCAUCCCCGCAAUGUCUCAUCCCUGAACGUUUCACAACUACCGGUUGACUACGGCUGGAAUUGUGACUGAUCGACGUGCUGAGCAUGUCAGGGCGAGUUUUAUAGAAAUGCGUUUGGAAAUAAAAUCAGUAACAAAAACGUAUUUCAAGUUCAUUUUGGGAUGUUCGAGUCAGGAGGAUGCAUGAAGGACUUUGAUUUUCCACUUUGACAACUCUAAACAAAUUCUGUAUUUCAAGACUGGGACUUCCAAGUUCGCCACAGGUCUCUAUAACAGCCCGACUUGUUGCUAUCGAAAUUAUAUCUAGUCUAUGUCACUCAUCUUUCUUAGUUUGAACAACUGGCAAUAUUAAAUUAAACGUUUAACCACUAACUGGAUAAAACAAGAAGAUGUUGGAUAAAUAUUCUCGGCACAGCCCCGGCGGUGCGCCCGUCCUGAACCCGGACCUGCAACUCAAACUACCGGAGAGUAAUUUGGGUACCAGAGCCCAAGAGAAGGAUAACGGGACAGGGCCGAAACUGGUGGAGAUAACGGGACCGGCGCUGUCCAAACGGAAACUACUGGUCGGUCUGGACCUGCUCUGUCUGCUUCUGGGUAAAUACAACUUUGGCUAUUAUCUUUUUAUCAGAUUAUCUUUUUAUAAUUCAUCAAAAAAAAAAAUACGAUUUUAUCACAUCUAUUUAUUAUUUAUUUGGCCAUUUUAUCAGAUCAACUUUUUAUAAUUUAAGCCUACCUGGACCUGCGUUGCCUUUUUCUGCUUUAAUAAAACGAUCUUCAAGUUAUUAGCCUAUAAAACAUUUUCAUCAAUCAUUUAAUGGUUUAUUGUUAUGAUAUAGCUAUAUUACAAAUAAUGGUUUAUUGUUAGGAUAUAGCUAUAUUACAAAUAAUGGUUUAUUGUUAGGAUAUAGCUAUAUUACAAAUAAUGGUUUAUUGCGUAAUGGGCCACUCAUUUGCAUCGCCUCUGACGUUUUUAAAACUUGUUCUACUUUUUAUUUUUCAUCAAACUUUAUUGACUACAAUUAAUUUUUUAUAACGCGCCUUGAAAGCUUUUUAUUAAAAGUAUGUGGACACCCCUGCAAAUGAGUGGAUUCGGCUAUUUCAGCCACACCCGUUGCGGACAGGUAUAUAAAAUCGAGCUCACAGCCAUGCAACGUCCAUAGACAAACAUCGGCAGUAAAAUAGCCUUACUGAAGAGCUCAGUGACUUUCAACGAGGCAACACCUUUCUAACAAGUCAGUUCGUCAAAUUUCUGCCCUGCUAGAGCUUCCCCGAUCAACUGUAAGUGCUGGUAUUGUGAAGUGGAAACGUCAAGGAGCAACAACUGCUCAGCCGCGAAGUGGAAAGGUGACGUAGCCUAGGCAAACUUUCAUGAACUAUUCAAAUGUUGAUAUUUGAAUAUUUUGCGAAUUGAUUGAAAUGUAUUUGACUCUGAGAUAGGAGCCUAUAGUUUCGUUUUUGUUUCGUAUCUAGGCUAUUUAUGCUACACAGUGGACGAAAUGAGCACUCACACAAAUCAACAGGUUGAGCUAUAUUAUAAUAAACCAUUUCUUCAACAAAAACAAAAUAAAUUGAGAGAAAUAAAUUGAACGCUCUAAAUAAUUCUCACUCUGCGUUCUCUCUCGCUCGAUCACUCGCUCAUCACACACUAAAGCGCUGCACGCAAGCUCUCGAUGCCAGUUGGCUCGAGCUGGCCAAGGGAAUUCUACAGUUUCCAUGACAACCAAGGUUCAGGGAAGAGCGAGGCCUUGGGAAUUGUGUGCAGUACAAAUAAAUAAAUAAACAAUCCCUGUGUGUGUUUUUAAAUCAAACUGACCUCCAUUUCUUCUGGUGUGUGUGUGCACUCCCUUUAUGCAUCUGACAACAUUUCACAAACUGCGGUUAUGUAAGAGCAGCUAAUUCACAAAGGUUCUGUCCCAAAUGACACCCUAUUCCCUAUAUACAGUGUCCCAAAUGACACCCUAUUCCCUAUAUACAGUGUCCCAAAUGACACCCUAUUCCCUAUAUACAGUGUCCCAAAUGACACCCUAUUCCCUAUAUACAGUGGGGAGAACAAGUAUUUGAUACACUGCCGAUUUUGCAGGUUUGUGCAAAAACAUUCAUUUAGACCGGCCGACUGGGCUAAAGAUGGACCAAUUUGCCCAAGCUGGCCUAUGACCAGUCCACCCUAUAUGGGAUGUACAUGUGAGGACCAGUACACUGGACAAAGCUAUGGGGAGUCCCUUGUUGUCUAGAGUAGGAGUGCUGGUCUAGGAUCAGGACCCCACCUGUCCAUGUAAUUGUAUGUAUUGUGAUCUACAAGGCAGAACUGGUCCUAGAUCAGCCCUCCUACUCUGAGACGCUUGAAACAGUCCAGUCAGACUGCUGAUAGGAAGAACACAAGACAGAUACUAUCGAUGUUGUGUAUAAUGGUUCUAGAGAGAGGAGAGGAAGAGAGAGACAGAGAGAGGAGAGAGGAGAGGAAGAGAGAGAUGGAAAGAGAGAAUGAGUAAGAGAGCGAGAGAGAAAGAAAAGAGAGUGUGUGUGUGGAGAAGACAGUGUGUGUGUGUGUGUAGGAGACAGACAGUGCUAGCUCAGUCCCACAGUCUCUCUUUGUUUGGUUGAAAUGUUAGAGAGUUGAACUGGUCUCACAAACAACCGCUCCUCUCCCCUCCUCUCUCCUCCCCUCCUCUCUCCUCUCCUCUCCUCUCCUCUCCUCUCCUCUCCUCUCCUCUCCUCUCCUCUCCUCUCCUCUCCUCUCCUCUCCUCUCCUCUCCUCUCCUCUCCUCUCCUCUCCUCUCCUCUCCUCUCCUCUCCCCUCCCCUCCUCUCUCCCUUCCUCUCUCCCCCUCCUCUCCCUUCCUCUCUCCCCCUCCCCUCCUCUCCUCUCUCCCUUCCUCUCUCCCCCUCCCCUCCUCUCUCUCCUCCCCCUCCCCUCCUCUCUCCUCCUCCCCUCCCCACCCCUCCUCUCUCCCCCUCCUCUCCUCCCCAUUUCCUCCUCUCCUUUUCUCCUCCUCCUCUUCCCUCUCCUCUCCUCUCAUCUCAUCUCCUCUUCUCUCCACUCCUCUCUUCUCUUCCUAAUUCCCCCUCUUUCUUUUCUCUCCUUCCCUCCCCCCUCUCCUCCUCCCCUCGUAUACUGGUCUCAGUUCAGAUCUAAUGGGAUCCAUAACAUGUCAUAAUAGGGAUUGUAAUGUUGUGCACUGGUCCCAGUUCAGAUCUAAUGGUAUCCAUAACAUGUCAUAAUAGGGAUUGUAAUGUUGUUCACUGGUCCCAGUUCAGAUCUUCCAGUGCCUUAUUCAGGUCCCAGUGGUGUUGUGACCUCACAUUCCAGCAGUGUGUCUAACCCUUUAGUUUCUCUAGAGAAAAACCCUGGGUUCCCACUCUCCCUCCCUCUCUCUCUUUCCCUCUACCUCUCUCUUUCCUUUUCCCCCCUUUUGGUCCCUCGCUCUCUUUCUCCAACCCCCGCUCCCCUUCAUAUGAGCUUCUACCACAGAGAGGAGAUUUAAACAAUCAUAUGGUCAGUGUUUUAGAAGGACGUUGUAUGUCAAUGUGAUGUUUUGGGCCAGGAUUCAAUCCGAACACAUUUGUGGUGAUGUUGUACGAAUGUAGGUCAAUGUUAUGGUUUACUGUGAGCUUUUAAAGAAUGGUUCUAUACUGUGUAAUGUAGCUUACGAUGCAAAACCACAUUUCUGUCAAGAAGACAAGUAUGGUCUGAUCUCAUCUCUCUCUCUCUUCACCUCCACUUCUUUCUUUCACUAUCUCGUCUCUCUCCACCUCCACUUCUGUCUUUCACUAUCUCUGUCUCUCUACCUCCACUUCUGUCUUUCACUAUCUCUGCUCUCUCUACCCUCCACUUUCUGUCUUUCACUAUCUCCUCUCUCUCUCCACCUCCACUUCUGUCUUUCACUAUCUCUCUCUCUCUCUACCUCCACUUCUGUCUUUCACUAUCUCUCUCUCUCUCUCUCCACCUCCACUUCUGUCUUUCACUAUCUCUGUCUCUCUACCUCCACUUCUGUCUUUCACUAUCUCUCUCUCUCUACCUCCACUUCUGUCUUUCACUAUCUCUCUCUCUCUACCUCCACUUCUGUCUUUCACUAUCUCUCUCUCUUUCUCUCUACCUCUAUUUCUUCCUCUCUCUGGUUCUUUAUGUUUGACAGGCUGUAGCCUCAUCCCUUUGUUUCAGAGAGUUUGUGUGUGUGGGUUUGUUUUAGGUCUCUAUCUCUCCUUUAAUCCCCCCCCCUCCUCUCUCUCUUAUCUUAUUCUCUUCUCUCUACCUUUCUCUCUCUUCUCUCUGUUUCUUCCUCUCUUCCUCUGUUCUUCCGUCUUAAAAAACCCCCUUUCCCCCCCUUUCCCCCUUCCCCCCCCCUUUUUUCCUUUUCCCUUUGUCCCUUUCUCGCCCCCAACCCCCUUUCCUUUUUUCAUAUUUUUUCCCCCCCUUUUUUCUUUUUCAUUUUUUUUUUUCCCCCAAUUUUGUUUUAAAUUUCCUUUUUUUUAAAUUUUUUUAUUUCUUUUUUUUUCCCCCCCACUUUUGUUUUUAAUUUGUUUAAAACCCCACUUCUGUCCCCCUUUUGUUCUUUCCCCCUCUUUUUUCUUUCACUACUUUCUUUUCCCUUUUCUGCUUUCCUCCCCUCCCUUUCUUUUUCCCUCUUUUUUCUUCUCUGGGGGUUUUUUGUUUGGGGGGAGUUUUGGCAGAGUUUUUUGGGGGGGGGGGUUUUUUUUAAAAACCCCCAAAAAAAAUCCCCCCCCUUUUUUUUCUUUUUUUCCUAUCCCUUUUCUUUCUUCUAUUUCUCUUUUAUUUUCUUUUUUUCUUUUUUCUUUUUCCUUCUUUUUCCCCUUUUUUUUUUCCCCUUUUCUUCCCCCCCCCCUCCCUCCCCCCCCCCUUUUUCCCCCUUUCCCUCUCCCUCUUCUUCCUUCCUUUUUUUGUCCUCCCCUUUUUGGGUUAUUUUUUUUUUUUUUUUUUUCCCCCUUCCCCUUUUUCCCUUUUUCCCUUUUUUUUCCCGCCCCCCUUUUUCCUCCCCUUUUUUCUUUUUUUUUUUUUGUCUCCCCUUUAUCUGGCUCCCUUUUCCUUUCCCUGGUUUCCCCUCGGUUUCUGGGGUUUUUGUUUCCCCCGGUCCCUUCUCUCUCUCUCUCCCUUUCUCUCCCCUUUUGAUCAUAAGUUAUUAAACUUUUUUGGGCAAAUACAUCUGUUAACCCCCCCUCCGGGCCCCCCCCCCCCCCUCUCUCUCUCACCCCCACCCUCCCUCCCCCUCCCCGCAGCCUCCAUCCCGUUUUUUGUGUGUGAGUAAGCUGAAGGCCAGUGAGUCCAUAUCGAAGAGGGUUUUUCUGUGGUGAUCCCAGCAUCAUGUAUCCAUACCUACACACAGAGGCUAUACCAGAUCACCUGCUCAUUACUGGUGGGAUCAUCAUCACCGGACUCACUGUGAGUAUCACACACUCUUCAUCAUCAUCAUCAUUAGCAUCAUCAUCAUCAUCACAUCAUUGUUAAACAAUAGUACAUGUAAUAACCUAUUCUCAGAACCCAUAAUAAUAAUAAUAAUAAUACAUCUCGUGAUUGUCAGUUCAGUUCUUCUCUCGUGUUUGUCACCAGACUAAUAUCCAAACAAUCACUAUUGCUCAUCACCCUCCCCCUCCCUCCCUCCCCUCCAUCCCUCCCCUCCCUCCCUCCCUCCCUCCCUCCCUACCUCCCUCCCUCCCUCCCUCCCUCACUACAGAUAGCUUUAGGGGAGUGUUACCGGGUGCAUUACCGAGGGGUCAGCUCCAAAGCCUUCAUCAGGAACCUCUACGUCUCAUGCCUGUAUAAGGUACUGCAAGCCCCCUCAUGCAUUCAUCAAGUUUUAAUAACAUAAGAUGCUAUAACAUUCGUCAUAGGCAGUCAUAAACAUUAUGAACAAGUGGUAGGCACAAUUUCAUUGUUAUUUGUUGCCCAUAUAAGAAGUUGGGUUCCUUCCUGUUUGGCUAUAUAUUUAUUUAUGUAUUUCUUUAUUUCUGUAAGGAGUUAGGUUCCUUCCUGUUCGGCUGCUUCGUCAGCCAAUCCCUGACCAACAUGGCCAAGCUGAGUGUGGGGCGGCUGCGACCUCACUUCCUGUCUGUGUGUGGCGUCUCGUACGUCUCGCUCAACUGCACCCCCGGAACCUACGUCUCCACGGUAACCUGUAGAAAGACAGACCACCGACUGGAGGAGGAGGCC
Coregonus sp. 'balchen' is the source of this 6193-nucleotide messenger RNA. Lineage: Eukaryota; Metazoa; Chordata; Actinopteri; Salmoniformes; Salmonidae. The record is from the annotation of a GenBank genome assembly.